AUGUCUUCCCCGAAUCAGGAUGUGACACCGGACUUCGAGCGGUCAGCUAGCCUUGCAGAUCGGAUUCAGAAUGCUUACAUAGAAACAUCAAUCUCUCCAAGGUGGAUAGGGAGUGGCAAUGCCUUUUGGUACCGGAGAGAUUUCGGAGCCGAUCAGUCUUCUUUCGUCACGGUAGACCCAGAGCAAAGUCUGCGUCAGCCUUCAUUCGACCAUGAACGGCUGGCAACAUCCCUCCGUGAUGUCGGCAUAGAAGCAAAUGCAGAUUCACUCCUAUUUACCUCUAUUGAUACCAGUAGAGAUGGAAAAUCUGUCAAGUUCCGUAUAGGAGAGAAGAUUUGGGAAUUCCGCGACAACGAGACUCUGGCCGAAUAUAACGGAGAGAUCAAAGAAGACUCACUUACACCUCUAUCUAGCGAGCAGCCAUCGGAUUCGAGCGAUAAGAGUACCUUCAUAACAUUUAUCAAUCGAACAAAGGAAUCAGUAGCUCUGUUCUGGAUCGAUUAUGAUGGCAACCCGCAGCGGUAUGCGACAGUCGAAGCAGGGAAAUCGAACAGAAUGCAAACAUAUUCGGGCCAUGUCUGGCGGGCGUCAUACUCAGACAACGGUCAACUAAUUGCAAAUUUCAUGGCACAAGAUCUUGACGCAGUUGCCAUUAUAGAAGAAGAAAAGCCAUCCGUCGCGAAAGCAAUCGAAAAGUCUUCUAGCCCAGCACUUUCACAGCGGCCCGAAAGUUCCGACAAGCCGCAAGCGCUGGUGAAAGAGUAUAAUGUAUGGGUCCGUGAUGCAGAUGGUCAAGAAACCCAGCUCUCUAUCAACGGGACGGAAGGCAACCCCUUUGACCACACGAUCUACCAUUCACCGAAUAGCCAAUUUGCAGUCGCAUACCAGUACACACCGGAGCAAACCAGUACGGUUUACGCAGUGGAAUCCAGCCCGAAAGAUCAAAUCCAACCUCGCUUAAAGCAGUUCCAGUAUUUGAAACCUGGAGACAACGUCCGAGUCGAUCGGCCAAGGAUGUUUGAUUUGACCGAGAAGAAGGAAGUGACAACUGAUGACGCGCUCUUCCAGAAUCCACACAGCAUUUACGACAUGGGAUGGAGCGCCGAUGGCCAAGAAUACCGCUUCUUAUACAACCAACGAGGUCACCAGGUUCUUCGAAUCGUUGGGCUGAACACGCAAGGCCAAGUGCGAAGCGUAAUUGAAGACAGUAGCACAACAUUUGUCGAUUACUCGCAGAAGGAAUACCAUCAUGAAAUCAGGGAUUCCAAUGAAAUGAUCUGGGCUAGUGAACGAGAUGGUUGGAAUCACCUCUACCUAUUUGACUUGCAGACAACGAAUAUGAAGAAUCAGAUUACGCGAGGAGAAUGGAACGUGCGUUCAGUGGAGUCGGUUGAUGAAGAGAAGAGACAGAUAUGGCUCAAAGCGUUUGGCGCAGUGGAGUGCCAAGGUCCGUACUAUGCGCAGCUUGCGAGGGUCAAUUUUGACGGUUCUGACUUUACGCUGCUGACCAGUGGUGACGGGACACACACCUGGACAUGGGGUCCUGAUCGCAAGUAUUUAAUUGAUACAUGGUCCAGAGUAGAUCUGGCUCCCAAGAGCGUAUUGAGGAAUGCCGAGACUGGAGAGCAGGUUGUCGCACUCGAGGAGAACAAUUUCGACAACCUGAUCCAGGCAGGAUGGGCACCUACGGAACGUUUCUCAGCCCCCGGCCGAGACGGCAAAACGAUGAUCCACGGCAUCAUCAUCCCACCCUCCCAGUUCGACCCCAACAAGAGAUACCCCAUCAUCGAGCAGAUCUACGCUGGGCCCCAGGGUUUCUUCGUCCCCAAAUCCUUCUCCACCCUCACGAGCCAGCACGAACUCGCCGAACUAGGCUUCAUUGUCGUUCAAGUCGACGGCAUGGGCACGAACUGGCGCUCCAAGGCCUUCCACAACCACUGCCACAAGAACCUCAAAGACGCCGGCCUACCGGACCGCAUCGCCUGGAUCACCGCUGCCGCCUCCCAGUCCCGACCGUGGAUGGAUCUCGGGCGGCCAAAGCGCCCUCGGCGCCCUUCUCUGGCACGGCGACUUCUACAAAGCCGCCGCCGCGGACUGUGGAUGCCACGAUAA
Endocarpon pusillum Z07020 is the source of this 2112-nucleotide messenger RNA. RefSeq lists its product as uncharacterized. Gene Ontology annotation, molecular function: serine-type peptidase activity. Gene Ontology annotation, biological process: proteolysis. The transcript has a single exon. Bases 1 to 2112 code for a protein of 703 amino acids. The record is from RefSeq and is a predicted model, not a curated record. Lineage: Eukaryota; Fungi; Ascomycota; Eurotiomycetes; Verrucariales; Verrucariaceae.